Messenger RNA from Leptopilina boulardi, 1155 nucleotides. RefSeq lists its product as uncharacterized. The transcript is spliced from 2 exons. The record is from RefSeq and is a predicted model, not a curated record. Lineage: Eukaryota; Metazoa; Arthropoda; Insecta; Hymenoptera; Figitidae. The coding region runs from base 327 to 965 and encodes 212 amino acids.
AAUAAACUUUGUACAAUGUUUGCAGCUAAAGUGAAUCUUUCAGUUUCUCGCCAGCUUUCAAAUCGAAAUUUUUAGUUAGCAGAUAAAUUGGUGGAUAAUUUUUUUUUUUUUUUUUUUGAAUAAAGUAAUGUUAUUAGUUGAAAGUGAAAAAUAUGAAUUUAAUUGAAGAAGAGUUUCUGUCAAUAAAAACGAUGAUCAUACUUUGUUAACGAGGCUAAAGUUAUCGUUUUAUAAAUUCAUUGAGCUAGUUCAUUGUAUUAAUGUAUCGUAUUAUUAGAUUUUACUUCCUUUAUUGAUGUCUAUAUAGUAUAAAAUCUUCCUUUGUAAUGAUCAAAUCAAACGUCACUAUGCUUCUGAUGUUGAUAAGUAUUUUAUUUUUCACCAAUGCCCAACGAAUUGAUGACUCUGACUACGAUAUAGAAUAUUACGAUGACUAUGUGAAUCCAAUUGAAAAAAAAUUUCACUCUAAAUUAACAAAGGAGAAUAAUGACGAUUUUUACAUUGUCAAUGAAAAGACUGAUAAUUCAAAAAUAUAUAAAGAAGAAAUUGAUGAUCAACGAGAAUUUGAUAAUCGUAAUAUUAUUUAUUCGACGCCAAAUAAAUUUCCACAAAUUUUCUUUGAUGAUUCAUUAAAAACAGCAACAUCAUCGCCCAAACAAAUUUGGUAUAAUGAAGAGCCGGAAAAAAUUUAUCGCUAUACAAAACAUCGAAUUCCCGGUUAUGAUUAUGAUGAAUUAGAUAUUUUUGGUGAUAGCAGUGAUCGUAAAUGUGAUGAUAAAUCAAUAUGGACACAUUGUCUUUGUCAAUUUACUUGCGAUGAGCCAAAUUCUGUUGAUUGUUAUAUGCCAUGUGAAAGUGGAUGUGAAUGUAAAGAAGACUUUGUCUUUGAUAAAAGAAUACAAAAUUGUGUUUUACCAUCACAAUGUGAAAUGCCCGUUGAUUAUUUUUACGAUUUCGAGACAUAAUUAAUAAAAAUAAUUGAAAAAUUUUAACGACGAGCGAAAAAUAUAUUACUUUAAUUAUUUGUAAUUUUUUGUAUUUUAUAAUCGUAGAUUUAUUACUGAAAAAAAUGAAUGGGAAAAUUAAAAUUAUUUUAAAAAAAAAAACCAACGAACAAAAUAAGUAGAAUAGCGAUUUUUUCAAAAAAAAAAUUUU